Messenger RNA from Aspergillus saccharolyticus JOP 1030-1, 1923 nucleotides. Its product is annotated as chitin synthase. The record is from RefSeq and is a predicted model, not a curated record. Gene Ontology annotation, biological process: extracellular matrix assembly; hyaluronan biosynthetic process. The transcript has 4 exons. NCBI's taxonomy places the organism in Eukaryota, Fungi, Ascomycota, Eurotiomycetes, Eurotiales, Aspergillaceae. Gene Ontology annotation, molecular function: hyaluronan synthase activity. Bases 32 to 1837 code for a protein of 601 amino acids.
AGCAGAUGCGCCAAGGGAGUGUGUGCGGACUAUGGACCAUCCCCCCAUCACCACCCAACGGGGGCCACAAGUGCCCCUACUGCGGCAGAUCCUCAACGGCGUGGGCUGUCUGCUGAUCCUGCCAUUGUACUACUAUCUCACCGCCGCCACACGCCAUCCGCUGACGCUGGACUUGCUACUCACCAUUCUGGCCGCCGAAUACAACCGCUUCACCAACGAGCGGCGACGGCGCCGCCUGUACUGCGCAGACCAAUAUGCAGCCGACCCGGAGAAGCCCCGCGUGGACGCGCACACGGGGCCGGACUGUAUGGCCGCGGUGGUGGGCUACCGCGAGGACCCGGGCCUGUUUGCGCGCGCGCUGAACAGCUACCGGGCGGCAGAGGGCUGUCGCUUCAUGCUCGUGGGCAUUGACGGGGACGAGCCGGCCGAUAUGGAGAUGGUGCGCGUGUUCCAGAGUAUCCAUCCCACCGCUCCGACCAUCCACCUUGACGAACCCUUCGGCGACCUCGCGAUGCGCACCUAUGACAAGCUCGCGACCGCCGACCUCCACUCCUCCAGCGCCGAAACCUACCAGCUGGCCGCCAUUGCGCACUGCUGCGAGCUGGCGCGCGAGAUUCUAGCAAGCCACGAGCUGCAGCACGCACAGGCGCUGUGCAUCUACCAGCCGCACCACAGCAAGAAAGCAAUCAUGUUCACUGGUUUCAUUUUCAGUCUGGUGAUCGCCGACACCCGGGGCAUCGAGUACCUGUGGUCGUCGGACUCGGACACGCUGGUGUACGCGGACUCGCUGCGGCGGACAGUGGAGACGAUCGCGGGCGACUCCGCGGUGGGCGGGGCCAGUUCGGGCCUGCUGGUGCACAAUGCGGCGGACUCGGCGGUUGCCCAGCUGGGGCGGAUCGUGUACUGGUGCGAGUUGUAUCUGACGCGCUCGGUGGCCACCGCGGCCGGCACGAGUGAUUGUCAGAGCGGGCCCAGCUCGGCGUUUCGUGUGGCGGCGCUGCCGGGGAUUUUGUAUCCCUGGUACACGCAGAUGGUGAUGGGACAUCGCAUGAUCGUCAACGAAGACCGCCAUCUAACAACCAACCUGCUCCUGCGCGGCUGGACAGUGACCUAUGUCUCGGACACAGUAACAGCAACCGAUACCCCGACCACCCUCCGCAAAUGGAUUCUUCAACAGGUCCGCUGGUCCCGCUCCGGCCACAUCGAAUCCCUCCAAUCACCCUCCCUCUACCUCCUCACCUCCCCCCUGUUCUUCUGGGCUGCCAUAAAACGUGAAGCCGGACCCCUGCUCGGCCUCGGCUACAUCCUCUACUACCUCUGCACGGGCGCCAGCCUCGCCUACUUCUCCUGGACGGAUCUCUUCGUGCGCCUCCUCUACACCAUCCUCUACAACCUGCUCCGCAAUCCGGACCGCUGGGCCCGCACCCAACGGCCCGUGCUCUGGGGCGGGCUGGUGCCGGCGCUGCUAUUCUAUAACGUGCCGCUGCCGAUGGUGCAUUUCUGGUCGGCCGUGACGGUGAUGGAAGAUGGGUGGGGCACGAGUAUGCGAAGCAAGGAAGCCGGUGUGGUUCCGGAUGUGAAUGAGCUGGGGGUUGCGGGGCAGGGGAAGAAGGAGGGAGAAAGGGUGGUUGUUGAACCUAGCUUGACCGCGGAGAUGUGGAAGCGGUGGAAGCAGUUGGGGUUCUUCGUGGUGUGGAUGGGGGUCGUGGCGGGUGUUGCGGCGCGCAUUCUGGCGGGGCAUUUGGGAUAUGAAGUUUGGCAGACGGAGAGGGCGGUUUGGGGGGCGGUGGUGGUGGGGUUCGCAGGGACGUUUUAUGGGUUGGUGGUGAGGGAGUGAUGAACUCCUGCUUCACUGUUCCGUACUAUUUCAACUACAGUACGGCGCGGUCAAGUGUGGUUAUCUUGGAUUUAAAUGAUAAUUGC